CGCGCGCCUGGGGCCGCUUCCGCGAACAUGGCGGCGCCGUAGCCGGGGCCCAGGAGCCGGGGGCGCGGGGCUGCCGCCGAGCACAGUCCUGGCCGACGAUGGCGACCCCCGACCAGAAGUCGCCCAACGUGCUGCUGCAGAACCUGUGCUGCCGGAUCCUCGGCCGGAGCGAAGCUGAUGUAGCCCAACAGUUCCAGUUUGCUGUGCGAGUUAUUGGCAGCAACUUUGCCCCAACUGUUGAAAGAGAUGAAUUUCUGGUAGCUGAGAAAAUCAAGAAAGAACUCAUUCGGCAAAGGAGAGAGGCAGAUGCUGCAUUGUUUUCAGAGCUCCACAGGAAACUUCAUUCCCAGGGAGUUUUGAAAAAUAAAUGGUCAAUACUCUACCUCUUGCUGAACCUCAGUGAAGACCCGCGCAGGCAGGCAAACAAGGUGUCCAGCUAUGCCUCGUUGUUUGCACAGGCAUUGCCGAGAGAUGCUCAUUCCACUCCCUACUACUGCGCCAGGCCUCAGUCCCUGCCCCUGAAUUACCAGGACCGGGGCACCCAGGCGGCGCAGAGCUCUGGCAGCCUGGGCAGCAGCGGCAUCAGCAGCAUCAGCGUGUGUGCCCUCAAUGGCCCUGCACCUGCGCCCCAGCCUCUCCUCCCAGGACAGUCUCAUCAAACUCCGGGAGUCGGGGAUUGCCUUCGACAGCAGCUGGGGUCACGUCUUGCAUGGACUUUAACUGCAAACCAGCCUUCUUCGCAAACCCCUCCCUCAAAGGGUGUCUCUAGUGCUGUUUCUCGCAACCUGACGAGGUCGAGGAGAGAAGGAGAGACGGGCGGUGCUAUGGAAAUUACUGAAGCAGCUCUCGUGAGAGACAUUUUAUACGUCUUCCAGGGCAUAGAUGGCAAAAAUAUCAAAAUGAGCAACACUGAAAAUUGUUAUAAAGUGGAAGGAAAGGCAAACCUAAGUAAAUCUUUGAGGGACACGGCAGUCAGACUUGCUGAGCUGGGAUGGUUACAUAAUAAAAUCAGAAAGUACACUGACCAGAGGAGUCUGGACCGUUCCUUUGGACUUGUAGGUCAGAGCUUCUGUGCCGCUCUGCACCAAGAGCUCAAGGAGUAUUACCGCCUACUCUCCGUUUUACAUUCCCAGCUACAGCUAGAGGACGAUCAGGGGGUGAAUUUGGGACUUGAGAGUAGCCUAACACUACGGCGCCUCCUGGUUUGGACAUAUGAUCCCAAAAUAAGACUGAAGACCCUUGCAGCCCUGGUGGAUCACUGCCAAGGAAGGAAAGGAGGUGAGCUGGCCUCUGCUGUCCAUGCCUACACGAGAACGGGAGACCCCUAUAUGAGGUCCUUGGUGCAGCACAUUCUGAGCCUGGUGUCUCAUCCCGUGCUCAGCUUCCUCUACCGCUGGAUCUAUGAUGGGGAGCUUGAGGACACUUACCACGAAUUUUUUGUAGCAUCAGAUCCAACAGUUAAAACAGACCGACUGUGGCAUGACAAAUAUACUUUGAGGAAAUCGAUGAUUCCUUCAUUUAUGACAAUGGAUCAAUCUAGGAAGGUCCUUUUGAUAGGAAAAUCAAUAAAUUUCUUGCACCAAGUUUGUCAUGACCAGACUCCUACCACAAAGAUGAUAGCUGUGACCAAGUCUGCAGAGCCACCGCAGGAUGGUAUGACUGCAGAUUUAUUCACAGAUUUAGAAAAUGCAUUUCAAGGGAAGAUCGAUGCUGCUUAUUUCGAGACCAGCAAAUAUCUACUGGAUGUUCUCAACAAAAAGUACAGCCUGCUGGACCACAUGCAGGCCAUGAGGCGGUACUUGCUUCUUGGACAAGGAGACUUUAUAAGGCACUUAAUGGAUUUGCUAAAACCGGAACUUGUCCGUCCAGCAACAACUUUGUAUCAACAUAACUUGACUGGAAUCCUUGAAACUGCUGUGAGAGCCACCAAUGCACAGUUUGACAGUCCUGAGAUCCUCAGAAGGCUGGACGUGAGGCUGCUGGAGGUCUCUCCGGGUGACACUGGCUGGGACGUCUUCAGCCUGGAUUACCACGUUGAUGGACCCAUUGCAACUGUGUUCACACGAGAGUGCAUGAGCCACUACCUGAGAGCGUUCAACUUCCUCUGGAGGGCCAAGCGCAUGGAGUACAUCCUCACCGACAUCCGGAAGGGACACAUGUGCAACGCCAAGCUCCUGAGGAGCAUGCCGGAGCUCUCUGGGGUGCUGCAUCAGUGUCACAUUCUGGCCUCGGAGAUGGUGCACUUCAUUCAUCAGAUGCAGUAUUACAUCACAUUCGAGGUGCUGGAAUGCUCCUGGGACGAGCUUUGGAACCGAGUCCAGCAGGCCCAGGACUUGGACCACAUCAUCGCAGCGCAUGAGGCCUUCCUGGACACCAUUACCUCCCGCUGCCUGCUGGACAGUGGCUCCAGGGUACUUUUAAACCAACUCAGAGCUGUGUUUGACCAGAUUAUUGAGCUUCAGAAUGCUCAAGAUGCAAUAUACAGAGCUGCUCUGGAAGAACUGCAGAGACGAUUACAGUUUGAAGAGAAAAAGAAGCAGCAUGAAAUUGAGACCUGACAGAGCAUCUGCAUGGGAGAUCUGCAGCAGAACGCUGUGUGCGAUGGUGAGGCCUGGGGACCUUUCCCAGAGACCUCGGGUCCAGGGCUGUCGCUGUGUUGCACUGAGGUCCUCCAGCACUGAGCUGAGGAAAGGAGCACACGGGGAGAGAGCUACCUUCUUUUUGCCGAAGCUGGUUUGGGAGCUCAGAAGUCUGAGAAGAUUUUCAGGUGAGUCACUGAAGUGGACAAGUGCCUCUGUCAGGGUGCUGGGAACAAGGUCAGCCUGCAGCAGCCCAUUCAUUUCCUUCAGCAGCAAUGGAGUCCUCCACGAAAUGCCUUUAAAGGAUUCUGAGAUGCUGCACAGUCUGUGGAAGCCCCAUAGACACAUCACAGAUAGCAGGCCAGCUGAGGUGUGCCGGCCCCUGUGGCUGUCCCUGUGCUGAGAUAGUGACCCUCGACAGCCGAGUGGUUGUAGCAGGGAGCCCGUGGCCCGGGCCUUAGAGUGCCAGGAAGAGGCACCGUGCCUUCUGCUGUGUGGCACCUUAAGAGGCAGCAAAGGGCCCAGUAGGGAGCGGCCUAUGCAUUGGAGAAUUGGACACAGGUGGCCCAGUGCCUUUUCUGACCCCAGGACUGUGGCUUUGCCUUGUCUUUAUGAUGAUAUUGAUUAACUAAUUCCAAGAUAUAUGUGGAAAUAAGACUUAGGGAAGAGUCAGCUGAACAGGGAUCGGCAUGAGUAAUUGAGGACACUCACACAGCUGUCCCCACAUCUACAGACUCAGCCUUCUGCAGGUCGGAAAUGUUUGGGAGAAAAAAAUUGCACCGGUACUCAACACUACAGCCUUCUUUCCUUGUCAUAUCCCUGAGACAACGCAGUGUGACCGCUGUGUGCUUAGCACGUACAUGGUGUCAGGUGCUGUAAGUGUCUAGAGACAGUUCAGAGUGCCGUGAGGUGUGUGCGUGUCCUGUGUGAGCACUGCCCUCUUGAUAAGGACUCGAGCAUCUGUGGAUUUUGGUGUCCACUAGGGCUCCUGGCACUGUCCCCCAUGGUUAUGGAUGGACGAGUUUAUACUCAAGACUUACAAUGAAGUUAUGGUAAUUAAAAGAAUGAUACUGGCUGGAGGAAAGAUCAGUGGAGCAGAAUCAUCCAGAAAUGGCCCCAUGUGUCCAGAGGUGGCACUGAGAAGAGCAGGCAGGGGCAUCAGUUGGCAGCGUUAGGGAGCUCCUUGACCUUUCUGUGCACGCACACACAGGAGCCAGGGCAGGGUUUUACACCCAAGUGCAGAGGUGAGGUACUAGAGCUUCAGAGGGCAUAAAGUAUCAUCGUGACCGUGAGGGUAGGAGACCUUUCAAUUGGGUAAUUAUAAAAGAAGUUAAGUUGAUCUUACAUCCCAGUUAGUAACAUCUGUCAUUGGCACGUAACAUCAGCACAUACCGCCAGCUCAGCUGGAGAAGCUGUUUGCAUCCACACAGGUGUCAGCUCAUCCAGAAUGCGUGAGCGCAGCUGCAAGUCCAUGCGACGACCCCAGGAACCAUGUGCCUUCAAUUGAUGAGAAGUAUCCGUGUUAACCACCAGUAACUCGAGACUAAACAUCUGUACUGCACCAGGCAGAAUGGCUGACCUUGUUUUUCUUUCCUGAGCUUUUCUUUUUCCUACCUUUUUUACUGGAGCAUUGUAGCUGUGCAUGAUGGUGGGGUUUGUUCCUACAUACUCAUAUGUGCACACAAAAGGCCAACGUUUUGAAGAUUGACAGUGUCCACUGUGGGUAGGUGGAGCCAGUGAGAACUUGGCACUGCUGGUGGAGGGCAGGUUGGAGCAGACACUUUGGGAUGCGUGGGCAGUGAUGUGUGCUGGGCCUGUGAGCAUCUGGCCCAUCGCCUCACUCUUGGGGGACCCCUGCAGCUCUGCAGCUGCCGGUCCCCAUCCCACUGGGUGAGGCCACAUGUGUGCGUCUCCAUGUGACGAGGAGGCUGUAGGCUGUCCAUGUAUGAGCUCUGUAUCUUUUUAUGCUUUCUGCUGCAGCAAAGGAGCAUGUUUAUAUUUCAGUGUAGGGUCUAGAGUACUCCUCCAUGUAAGUUACUAAAGAGAGAUGAGUUCAGUAACGCCUGUACGUUGCUGGUCGAAAAGGCAUUUAUUUAAGUCACCACUGAUUGGAAAUCACCUUUUUAAAAAUAGAAGUAGGUGGAAAUGUCUCUAGUAGAAUUGCCUCCAUCUCAGGAAUGAAUUAAGCCUGUCCUAAGGGACAUGGCAGUGCCCCGCCUGGAGUCCACUCUCACCUGUGUUUUCAGGAGGAUGUCAGGCUGUGCAUCUGUAGUCGGGAAAGACGGGCAGCCUGGGUGAAUCACAUAGGUUGUUGCCUGCUGUAUAGUGUGAUACUGUAGGUACUAAAAGCAAGUAUUUAUCAAGAAAUUAAAUUUGGUGAUUUUGAUU
Marmota monax (woodchuck) is the source of this 4967-nucleotide messenger RNA. It is a transcript of the gene Tubgcp3, whose product is annotated as tubulin gamma complex component 3. NCBI's taxonomy places the organism in Eukaryota, Metazoa, Chordata, Mammalia, Rodentia, Sciuridae. The transcript has 21 exons. Gene Ontology annotation, cellular component: spindle pole; gamma-tubulin small complex; equatorial microtubule organizing center. The record is from RefSeq and is a predicted model, not a curated record. Gene Ontology annotation, biological process: cytoplasmic microtubule organization; mitotic cell cycle; spindle assembly. Gene Ontology annotation, molecular function: microtubule minus-end binding; gamma-tubulin binding. Bases 99 to 2558 code for a protein of 819 amino acids.